Molecule: messenger RNA, 396 nt
Organism: Paramecium primaurelia
Lineage: Eukaryota; Ciliophora; Oligohymenophorea; Peniculida; Parameciidae
Source: the annotation of a GenBank genome assembly
AUGUCAAAUGUUGGUAAAUCUACAAUAAUAAAUUAAUUAAUAUAAACAACUACAAAUUAAAUAAAAGAAAAAUAAUAGUAAAAUCAAGAGAGCUAUUCUUUGUACUGCAAAAAAUUUAACAAGAAUUAAUAAAUAUGUGAUGAACAUUUACUAAAUUUGAUGAAUAAUCUUUAUUUAAAUAUUCUAAAUAUUACAAAGGAACAACAACGACUUAAGUAGUAAAGAAUAAUAAGGAAUCUUUGAUUAUAGGUUGGAUGCAAUAAAGAUACAAUUAUUAAUAAUUUUAGACUAUUUAGUAAGAGAGAUAGAUUAAAAAUAGAUGAAAAAAGUAUGAUAAAUGUUAUUUUCUAAAUAAAGACCUAAAAAGACUGUAAGGGAAAGAGAUAAUCAUUAUAA